Struthio camelus australis is the source of this 387-nucleotide messenger RNA. RefSeq names its product secreted Ly-6/uPAR-related protein 1. The record is from RefSeq and is a predicted model, not a curated record. Gene Ontology annotation, cellular component: plasma membrane. Lineage: Eukaryota; Metazoa; Chordata; Aves; Struthioniformes; Struthionidae.
AUGAAGACUCUUCUGGUUGGUUUGCUGCUUGGCCUGGCAUAUGUGGAGCUGGCUCAAUCCUUACGAUGCUACACGUGCGAAAAACCCACAGACAUUUCUCUGUGCAGAACAGUCACUGUAUGCCCCCCGAGAGCCAGGGCAUGCACAACAACAAUGCUCUCCGUAGACUCGGGUUACCCCUUUUUCGGCAAUAUCACUGUGAUGAGGUCCUGCAUAGAGGAUUGCGUUGCCUCUGGCGGCAUAGGGGCGAACCACCCCAUGUCGUGCUGCUACACCGACCUCUGCAAUGACAACAGCUCCAGAAGCAGCCCGGGGCUGAGAACCAGCUACGCAGCACUGGGUGCCAUGGCCCUGGUCCUCGUCAUGCUCUUCAAGCCUCCUCUGUAA